UCACCGUCAGUCAAUACAACCUCAUCACCAGUCAACACAACGUCAGCACCAGUCAACACAACCUCGUCAUCAGUCAACAUAACCUCAUCAACAGUCAAUGCAACCUCACCAACAGUCAGUGCAACCUCACCAUCAGUCAAUGCAACCUCAUCACCAGUCAAUGUGACCUCACCACCUGUCAACACAGCCUCAUCACCAGGCAACUCAACCUCAACAACAGCCAACGUGACUAUGCCAACAAUCAAUUCCACCUCAACAACAGCCAGCACAGUCUCACCAACAGCCAACUCAACGUCAUCCCCACAACCAGGAACCACAAUGUCUUCACCAGCUAAUGCAAGCUCUGCACCUGUAACUGGAACAUCUGCCACACCAACAAUCUUAACUAGUGCCACUCCAGCUAUCACCACAACGGCCGCACCAUCACAGCCAGCAGUUAACCUGGAUUUUAGACUAAAUGAGCCUUUCCGAGACGAACUAUCAAACAAGUCCUCACCUGAGUUCAAAGAAUUAGCAAACAAUCUAACCAAAGUGUUAAAUGCAACCUAUUCAAACCGAUUUGGAGACGACUUUGUAGGAGCCGUCAUUGACGAUUUCAGUCAAGGGUCCAUUGUGGUAAAUUCGAGGCUGAUAUUCAAUAAUGCAACAACAGUACCAAAUGCCACUACUGCAGUUGAGACUUUACAAACUGCUGCCUCCUCCUCAAAUUUUUCUCUUAAUGUCAACACAACAUCAAUUACAGCGAGAGUUGUGUUGCCACCAACUGAAGCUCCAGCCACAACUGCACCUACAACACUGGGAAAUUCAACUGUAUCACCAGCUGGCUCUACUGCUGCUCCUAAUACUACAGCUGCUACGACUGCACCUCCAACAACAGCUCUAACUACAGCUUCAUCCAGUGAAAACACCCUGGGUCUUCAGUUUAGCCUUAAUCAAACCUUCACACCAGAUCUGUCCAACCCAUCGUCAACAGCAUUUCAAAAUUUAGCUGCAGUUGUGAUCACAGAGGUAAACAGAGCAAGUCGGAACCUCUAUGGAUCAAGUUUCAUUAACUCCAGUGUUGUGGCAUUCACUAAUGGAUCGGUGGUUGCCAAUAUGGAUCUCAUGUUUGUAAAUCAAAGCUCAGUGCCUUCAACAACUAAUGCAACUUCACAACUCAGUAGUGAGCUUACCAGCAGCUCCUCCUCCCUGAACAUUAUACCAGGCAGUCUUACUACAAUUUCCAGGUCUACUUCGACUGCUGCACCCACUGUUACGGCUGCCUCAACUGCAGCUUCAACUGCAGCUUCUAACACAACCGCUGCCACGACCGCAGCUUCCAACACAACUGCUGCUACAACUGCAGCUUCCAACACAACUGCUGCUACGACUGCAGCUUCCAAC
Stegastes partitus (bicolor damselfish) is the source of this 1383-nucleotide messenger RNA. RefSeq names its product mucin-5AC-like. The transcript is spliced from 9 exons. NCBI's taxonomy places the organism in Eukaryota, Metazoa, Chordata, Actinopteri, Pomacentridae. The record is from RefSeq and is a predicted model, not a curated record. The annotation marks the transcript as partial. Gene Ontology annotation, biological process: visual perception.